Messenger RNA from Acanthisitta chloris (rifleman), 615 nucleotides. Its product is annotated as eukaryotic translation initiation factor 4E-like. NCBI's taxonomy places the organism in Eukaryota, Metazoa, Chordata, Aves, Passeriformes, Acanthisittidae. The annotation marks the transcript as partial. Gene Ontology annotation, biological process: translational initiation. Gene Ontology annotation, cellular component: cytoplasm; eukaryotic translation initiation factor 4F complex. The transcript is spliced from 6 exons. The record is from RefSeq and is a predicted model, not a curated record. Gene Ontology annotation, molecular function: RNA 7-methylguanosine cap binding; translation initiation factor activity.
AGGCAAGGGGAGCGGAAGCGGAGGAGGACUCAGCAGCAAGAGCUGCUCCCAGCAGAGAUCCUGAUCAAGCACCCCCUGCAGAACAGAUGGGCACUGUGGUUUUUUAAAAAUGACAAGAGCAAGAUGUGGCAGGCAAACCUGCGCCUUGUCACCAAGUUCAGCACUGUGGAGGACUUCUGGGCGCUGUACAGUCAUAUUCAGCUUGCCAGCAAGCUUUCAUCUGGCUGCGACUACUCCCUCUUCAAGGAUGGCAUCGAGCCCAUGUGGGAGGACAGCCAGAACAAGCGUGGUGGGCGCUGGCUCAUCACCCUGGGCAAGCAGCAGCGGCACACUGAGCUGGACCAUUUCUGGCUGGAGACGCUGAUGUGCCUCAUUGGGGAGAUGUUUGGCGAGUACAGCAAUGAGGUGUGUGGGGCUGUCAUCAACAUCCGUGCCAAGGGGGACAAGAUUGCCAUCUGGACCCGGGAAGCAGAUAACAAGGAAGGGGUCACCUACAUUGGGCGUGUCUACAAGGAGCACCUGGGCCUGUCACAAAAGGUGGCCAUUGGUUACCAGGCCCAUGCAGACACAGCCAACAAGAGUGGUUCUCUUGGCAAGACCAAGUUUGUGGUGUGA